Molecule: messenger RNA, 2702 nt
Organism: Pelobates fuscus (common spadefoot toad)
Lineage: Eukaryota; Metazoa; Chordata; Amphibia; Anura; Pelobatidae
Gene: TBR1
Product: T-box brain transcription factor 1
Exons: 6
Coding region: 11-2035 (674 amino acids)
Biological process (GO): commitment of neuronal cell to specific neuron type in forebrain; positive regulation of DNA-templated transcription; regulation of neuron projection development
Cellular component (GO): nucleus
Molecular function (GO): RNA polymerase II cis-regulatory region sequence-specific DNA binding; DNA-binding transcription factor activity, RNA polymerase II-specific
Source: RefSeq, a predicted model, not a curated record
UAGCUGAGCUAUGCAGUUGGAACAUUGCCUCUCUCCCUCUGUCAUGCUCUCUAAGAAAUUCCUCAGUGUGAGCAGUAGUACUUUCCCCCAUCCUGGUGGAUCUGAGCUAGCUUUACAUGAUCAUCCCAUUAUCUCCACUGCUGACAGCCUGGAGAGAGGUUCAUCUCUGAAAAAAACUACCAGAGGGAUGACGAAUCAGUCAGAAGCAGACAAUUUCUCUGAAUCCAAAGACUCACCAGGGGAUGGCCAGAGGAGUAAGCUGUCUCCUGUCUUGGAUGGGGUCUCUGAGAUUCGUCAUAAUUUCGAUGGAUCUACAGCAGAUCGCUAUCUCCUCCCUCAGACCAGUCAGUCACAGUCUGCAUCCUCUGCUUCUUCCACUAUGUUCCCCUAUCCCAGCCAGCAUGGACCAGCUCACCCAGCCUUCUCCAUUGGGAGCCCCAGCCGAUACAUGGCUCACCACCCAGUCAUCACCAAUGGAGCUUACAACAGCCUCCUGGGCAAUUCUUCCCCACAAGGAUACCCGGGCACAGGAUACCCCUACACCCAGCAGUAUGGCCACUCGUACCAGGGGCCCCCUUUCUACCAGUUCUCUGCACCCCAGCCUGGCCUGGUACCUGGAAAAGCUCAGGUCUACCUCUGCAACAGGCCACUCUGGCUCAAAUUCCACAGGCACCAAACUGAGAUGAUCAUCACCAAACAAGGCAGACGCAUGUUCCCUUUCCUAAGUUUUAAUAUCUCCGGACUGGACCCCACUGCACAUUAUAAUAUUUUUGUGGAUGUUAUCCUGGCUGACCCAAAUCACUGGCGAUUCCAAGGUGGGAAGUGGGUUCCUUGUGGCAAAGCGGACACCAAUGUGCAAGGUAACAGGGUCUACAUGCACCCGGAUUCCCCAAAUACUGGAGCCCACUGGAUGAGACAGGAAAUCUCAUUUGGGAAAAUGAAAUUAACGAAUAACAAAGGCGCCUCUAAUAAUACUGGGCAGAUGGUGGUCUUGCAAUCCCUACACAAGUACCAGCCCCGGCUACAUGUGGUUGAAGUGAACGAAGAUGGCACAGAAGACACGACACAGCCUGGAAGAGUUCAGACCUUUACAUUCCCAGAGACCCAGUUUAUUGCAGUCACAGCCUACCAGAACACUGAUAUCACACAGCUAAAAAUUGAUCACAAUCCAUUUGCAAAAGGAUUUCGGGACAAUUAUGACACGAUCUACACUGGAUGUGACCUGGACCGCCUCACUCCAUCCCCCAAUGACUCCCCGCGGUCCCAGAUUGUACCCGGUGCUCGAUACUCCAUGGCCACUUCCUUCCUGCAGGACCAGUUUGUUAGUAACUACGCGAAAUCCCGUUUCCAUCCUCCAGGCUCCGUGCCUGGGCCAGGAAGUGACCGCAGUGUCCCUCACACAAAUGGCUUGCUGUCCCCACAACAAGAAGACCCAAGUGCCCCUUCUCCACAACGCUGGUUUGUAACCCCGGCCAACAACCGCUUGGACUUUACUACCGCCUCUGCCUACGAUACGGCAACAGACUUCGCUGGCAACGCGGCCACCCUCCUAUCAUACGCGGCCGCAGGCGUGAAAGCCCUGCCCCUGCCGAGCGCUGGCUGCGCUGCCCGCCCCCUAGGAUACUACAGCGACCCAACUGGCUGGGGAGCGCGGAGCCCUCCGCAAUACUGCACCAAAUCUGGUUCUGUGCUCUCCUGCUGGGCCUCGUCAGGUAGGGUGGGAGCUGCCAACCCCUAUUUAGCAGCUAGCGGAGAAGCUGACAGUUUGACUGCAGACAGGUCUCCUCUGGGGGAGGACACAAAACCCAAAGACCUGUCUGACUCCAGUUGGAUCGAGACACCUCCUUCCAUCAAGUCCAUGGACUCUUCUGACUCCGGGAUUUAUGAACAGGUCAAGAGAAGAAGACUCUCCCCCUCUAACCCUACAGUGUCAGACAGCUCCUCUCCCCUCAAAAGUGAGGUGCUGCCCUCUAGAGACUGUGAGAAGAACUGUGCCAAGGACUUAGGUUAUUAUGGCUUUUAUACCCACACCUAAACUUUAUCACCCACACCCUGAAAUUCAACUAGCAAGGCAGAAUACCUGGAGGACAAUCACUCUGAUCAUGUUCAUUAUAUGUGGUGCCCGGGGAUCUGCAAUCACAGCACUGACAUUUUAUAUGAGUAUGAGGUUUGCAUAGCUUCACCCCUCUAUAGCACCCCCUUUACUGUCCAUCUGUGGGGCUACCAGGACACUCAUAAACUCUCUGUAGCCUCCUUACUGGAUUCACAGCACUGACACCUUCCUUCACUUGAGCCACGUGUCUGUUCACCCCCUUCAUUCUCUUCCCUUAAACAACUACACAGUGAUCUUGGCACCACAAAGGUCAUACUGGCGACUGUUAGGCGACAGGGAUGGCGACCAGAGAACAAGCAGCAUAGUCAGCAGUGCAGCUUUUGUGACCAGCACUUCCACGGUUUUUUCAGAGUAUAUGCCUCUUUGUAGCAGUCUUGAAUGGAUCCUAAGCUAAAAUCCAUACAGAAUCUCUUCCCAAGGUCAUGACUUUCCAUGGUAGAUUGCAAAGAAGGUAUAAAUGACUGUACGCUUGGGGCAGUCGCCACUCACCAGAACAGUUCGCUCUAGUAAGCUUUCAAGUUAAGUUUUGAUAAUUUUAACACAGAAAGAGAUCAGAAACGCUUACAAUGCUCGCAGACCACUGGAUAAA